UCAUCCCUUAUCUUUAGCAAAGUGCCCAUCCCAGUGAUCCCCCCCCCCCCACUGCACACACACACACCACGCCCAUCACCCCCUGCCCCUACCAGAUAAGCCACCACACUCAAAGACAGAAAAGACAUCUUUCUUUCUCUCCUUUGAUCGUUGUUCUUUUUAUGCACAUCCAAUUGCUUGCGUCUCAGGUGUAGCCUACCUAUUCACCUGUGGUCAGGUGGCAGAAUAGCUUCUUUUCCACAACUGACACCGGUCACUCUUGCCACUGGGCGCCACAGAGCCGGCUCAUCAUCCUCGGCCAUCAUCUCCUCCUCCCGCGGUUUAAUGUUUAGCUCAGGACAAGCGCAGGACGGGGCAGGAGAGGAGAUACUGAAACAGCGGCGGCGAGCGUGACGGCGGCACACACACACACACACACACACACACAGUGAUCUUCUGAGAUGAGACUGAGCCUGAGAACAGAGCAGCACUGAGCGAACAUGGAGACUGGAACUCGAUCAUGGAAAAGAGUGGGCGCCAGGCUGGCAUCAAGGGACAGAGGAGACACAGAAGCACCUGCUUCUGAGUCACCCGGCGGCCGCCAGGCAGCCCCACAGCAACCUCUGUCUCCACUGGUGCGGCUCUACAUCUACGCCCUCCACGGCCUGCUCUGCGAGGUGGCCUUCACUGCCGCCUGGGACUGCUGCCUCACCCGCGACCCCCGCCUGCCCGGGCACACCAGCCUCUGGGCACUGCCCAUCUACGGCUUGGCCGUCUUCUUCGUGGAGGAGCUGAGCUUGCGGCUGAAGCGCAAGAGUUGCCCCCUGGUGGCUCGGCUGGCCCUCUACACCGUCCUCACCUACGCGUGGGAGUUCAGCUGGGGCUUCGUGCUCCGACUGCUGGGCGCGUGCCCGUGGGACUACUCCCAGUUCCAGUACAACUUCCUGGGCCUGGUCACGCUGGAGUAUGCCAUUCCCUGGGCCCUGGCAGCGCUGAUGGCCGAGACGCUCGUGGUCCACUACACAUUAAGGUUACGCCUGCAGAGCUGAGGGAGAUGACUCAGCAUGGUGCUAGUGACCUCAGACAGAUGGAGUCAAUACUCAGGAAGGACAAUUCUUUCUUAUUUGUUAUGUCUUAUGAGUGGCUGCCUGAAGUGGCUGGAUGUUCUGUGUUCUGAAUGAAAAAAGUCAAUGUCGUUCCUGUAAGGGGAACCUUGUUAAACUAUCACAAGAACUGGUGGGUUCUCUUUCAUUCCAUUCCAAUUCAUUCCCAUUCUGAGACAGAAAACAAUCUGAUAUUGACAAAAAGUACACAAAUAAUGCAUGGGCUACUGGGAAAUGUAUAUAUAUAUUUUCUACUCUCAGGCCUAGUUGUCUCCUUUGUAGAAGCUCUCUCAAACCCUACAACUACACACUGCAUCUUGAAAGCCUCUGGCAGUUUCAGGCUCUGUGGUGUAUUUUGCAGCCCUGAAAUAGAUAUGCAGUCAUACCUUGUAACAUCUUCAGUGGAACAUUAAUCUAUGCAAAAAUCCCUCAGGUACAUGCCUACAGUGCACUUCAUGGAGAUGUUAAUUACUUGCCACAUACUACCUUUGAGUGCAAUGUCAGCACAUCAAACCAAGACUCUUGUUUUCAAGCCUCAACCAAAAAAUCUGAAGGUUUAUAGAUGGACAGCAACACAGACUUCAUUGUGUUGGAUCACUAGCAUUCUACCAGGAGGACUUCACUCAUCCAUGCAUACUUGGACUUUUUUUAGUGUAUGUGGCCACUUUCAUAGUGCAACUCACAUGAAAAGCACAAAUACACUGCAGUACUUCUGUAGUUUAUGUAUAUUAUUGUCAUUGCUCUCUUCCUCCUUGCUCACUCACUCUCUCUCUCUCUCUCUCUGCCCUAUAAGCCAUUGCUUGAGUGUGAGUAAUUUACAGAAACCAAUAGAGAAAUGCAUGCUUUACUUGCUUAAUGAACAAUCCCCAUCUGACUGCAUUAGAACUGCAAUAACCCCUCAUGCUCCUGAUAACAACACAUUGAGAUAAACACCCCGUGCCCGCCCAGUUAGAGUAACUCCACUCAAGGACUAAUGAAUGACAGAGCUAAUGACUGACUGAGUGGAUGACUUCUCUGUGUUUUUUUUUUAAUCAUUAUUUAUUUAUUUUUCUUAUAAAUAAAGUUUAAGUUUAAUUGUUG
Alosa sapidissima (American shad) is the source of this 2162-nucleotide messenger RNA. RefSeq names its product transmembrane protein 229B-like. Bases 480 to 1028 code for a protein of 182 amino acids. NCBI's taxonomy places the organism in Eukaryota, Metazoa, Chordata, Actinopteri, Clupeiformes, Clupeidae. The transcript has 2 exons. The record is from RefSeq and is a predicted model, not a curated record.